AUGAAAAACGCAAAUGGAAAUACACGUUCACUUACGUGCAACGAGAGUAUAGAAGAGAAGAAAAAAUGGCUAAGCACAAUUAAGGGAGACGACACAAUCCACUUCAAAAAGGGGGUAGACAGCAAAAACUUGAAAAAUGCAGCUCUGUUAUUUUUUAAAGAAAAAAAUAUGUACAAUGAGGAAAAUGUGGCCAUCUUAAAUGCCUUCUGUAAGGAAAAACUAGACGACCAUCUCGUAAAUGAAGAAAUUGUAGAAUUUCUGCAGAAAGCGUUUUUCCUGUAUGAAUAUUUCAUUAAGGAAAAAAAACCCAACAAAAUUAGCAACAAAAUUGGCAACAAAAUUAGCGACAAAAUUAGCAAAAAGGAAUUCAUUGAAAAUGUAUGUGACUGCUGCAGAAGAAUAUUUUUAAAAAAUAUUAUAAAAAAUGAAAAAGAAAUUUUAGACUUUUUGCUAAAAAAUUUAAUCAACUUUAUUAACCAACAUUCCUUCUUCGGAAUAUAUCGGUCGCUAUACAACAUAUCUCAGUAUCAAAAUAAAAACUUCAGACGGGCGAGCGAAUAUGCAGACAGAAAGUUCCAGUUGCUGCUUAACGUUGUACGGAGGGAAGUUAACGGGGGGAGUUUACUUGUUAAUGAUAACAGGUUCAAUUUGGAUGGACUUUUCCUGCCAGAUGAGAAUGACGAGAAGGAGAUGAGGGAGUACUAUGCGAGCAUAGUGACCAGUGCAAAGCCAGGGAGCGAAGCGGCCACGAAGGGAAGCGGCAAGGAGGAAGAGGCUGUCACGAAGAAAGGAGGAAAGGAGAGAAAAAAGGGUACUAUAUUAAAAAGCAUAGACGGCCGUGAUGGUGGUGACCAGGCGGGAGAGACCUUGCCACCAGGAACAAUCACACAAAUAGAGUGUCUAGACAAAGAACUAGAUUGCUUCUACCUGUUCCUGUAUUUCCAAUCCUGCUUCGAAAAUGUCAAUUUUUACUUAAUAGAAAAAUUUAUCGAAAAUUACUACAUUAACCAAGGCAAGGAGAACAUCUACAAGGAGCUAUUUCUGUUUUUGUUUUUAAUUUACAAAGAUAAGAUGCACAGUGUUGUGGAUGGCAUUUUGAUCAACACGAUAAAUUAUUUGAGCAAGACAAAUGAUACAGAAGUGAGAAAAAAAAAAAAACUCUUAAAUGAGGAAGUGGAAAUGGUGGACCAAAAAGUGCACCUCUCAGAUUACCUGUUUUACUUCGAAUUGCUUAUAAAUAUUAUCACCUUCAAAAAUCUGCAGUAUAAAAAUAAUUACGAAUAUUACAUACACAUGCUGAAGUUACUAUGCGAAAAUGACCAGUUGCAGGAAUUAUUCACAUCCUCGCUGUUUUUCGUUUUUAUUAGUGCUGAGGAAGGCGCUGUGCGAAAUAUGCUGCUGGCCAAUUUUUCAAAAUACCAUUCGAGAAAGCAUCAACUUUUAUCGAAAUUUUUUAUUCACCUGAAGAAUGUGUUUCGUUUUAUAUACGAUAUGGAUAGUGACCACUUAGUUUACAAUCACGUUACGUUUAACGGUGCACCUAUUGCCCCUUUUUUGCACCACACAGACAAUGGGGGAAAGAACCAAACAGAUAACAACACUGGCGUGAAAAUGAAACAGGAGUACCUCCCCUUUGUGGCAGAUAAUAUACACAUAGACAAAUAUAUAUGUGCAUUUUUUAAAGAAGCUUACUACAUCAUUAGCAGGAGCAACACAGACUACUUCUGCCAAGUGACAAAUUUGUACCUACACAUUUAUGACCACAUUUUCAAUAAGCUAAUAAACAUUAUUUACGAAAAUGAAAUGAAUUUGAAUGACGAAUUUUUUCAGAUCUGCGAAAGUAUCCUCAGACCCUUUUUAUUUAUAUACGUUGAAUUAUUUAACAAUUUUUUGGAAAAAUUUAAAGAAAAAAUAUUCAACGAACGGUUAAUGCUCUCUUUUGCUUUUAUUAAAAAGUAUCUUUUUAAAAGUCUAUACGAGAAGGCUUUCCAGCAGAAGGAUCUCUUCUACGUCAUUUAUCAAUUUUAUUUUUUGCUGUACGCGCUUAAGUACAACUUUCGAAACUUUUUAACUGCCCUGGUCAUGACCAAGCGGAAGGUAACGCACCAACUGCAAUUAUUCCUCAAACUCAAACAACAGAAUUGCACAAACGGGGUAAGCAAACCAAUACGUAGCGAUGCAGAGCACAACAGCAGCAGCACCAGCGACGGGGAUAGCGAUCACGACUCCACACACGGGCAGGGAAAAAAAAGGAAGGAUCAGGAAGUGGGUGACGCAAAGGAGAAGCGUAAUAGCCAAAAAAAAAGACAUCCAUCAGGAAACCACCCUGAGAGUGAACAAUCGGGCAACGAUUCGUCAGAAAAGGAAAAGGACAACUCGCUCCAGAUCGUGGAGAACAGCUUGGAAAACCCACAUAGCAAUGAGGAGAAGGAAAAAAAGAACAUAAUAAAUUUUUUCCAGAAAAAUUACUGGACAUUGAAAUAUUUCGAGGCAAACACGGAAAAGAAGCUGGAUGAGUUUUGCUCCCCCGAUUUUAGCGUACCUUUAGUCAUGAAGGAGACGCCCAAACUGAAGAAGCACAGCGUUGGCAGCAACCUGAGUGAUAAGAAAGAGAAGAGCACUGGUGAUGGGGGCAGCGCAGACGGACGAGAAGGGGCAGGCACCAAGGGGUACGAUCCAACAAGGGAGGAAGAUGAAAAAGGGAGAUUCGUGAAAAAGCUACACUCUUUCUUAUCCAAAAAAAAUGAAGUAGAUAAACUCAUAAAUGAGCUCUUUCUGAACAAUAAGGACAACGUGUAUAGCAAAAUUUUAAAAACCAAUUUGGCUAUAAUAAAACAGCUAGCUAACACCCGCAUGGAUGUACUUUAUCCCAUUUUUAAUGCCAGCCUGGUGUUCCUAUUUGACGACUUUUAUUUUUUCAUCAUACAGAAUAUAAAGUUAGUCAUUGAAGGAAAGGAAAAAAAACUCACCAAUCACAGAAUAUUUUUAAAUAUGUCCUUCAUAUUGCUGCACACCUUCUUGAAGGAUGUGAAAGUGGAGAAGUACCUCGUGUCCAUUUUUUACAUUUUAAGAUUGGCACUAAAUAAGAUGAAGAAAAUUAAAAUAAUAGACCAACAAAAAAUCCAGGGAAAUAACGCCAACGAAGUAUAUAAUAAAAAUACGAAGAAAUUUGAAAAUAAUGUAAAAUAUUAUAACCUUAGGAAGGAUAAGGAUGUCGUAAAGGCGAACAAAUCAGAGGUGGAGGAAGAAAAUGAGAGCGCAGAGGAUUUGCAAAUGUCCCCUGAUAAGAGAGCCACUGCCACCCUGGGCAAGAUUGAAGAAAAGGUAAAAUUCUAUCAGAACAUUUUUUAUAUUUUUUUAAAAUUGCUUCAAAAUAUUCUGAAGGAGAAUAACUUGUACUACAAUUUCAAAUUCAUCAUUUAUGAUAUUUUAUUUUGCGAGUUUUCCAACAAGGGAAUCAUCUUCUCGUGCAUGAAGUGCAUUCUGGACAGGGCCAAGGUGGAGGAGGUUUACGCGUACAGCUUGGCGGUGCUCAGCGGGAUGGAGCUUGAAUUGGGGGACGCAGAAAACGCGACGGGCAACGUCACUGACAACGUUACUGACAACAUUAAUGACAACGCAGCAGCCUGCCCAAACGGCAGUCACCUGUCACGCAUCCUGUCCAAGGGAAGUUCCUUCAAAGUGAACUUCUUCGAACCCAGCCAUGCGAGCAGCAAAAAGGUGUCCUCCCUCUACAUCAAUGUGAUAAUACUGUAUUUUAUCUUUACCCAGAAGAACAAAAACAACGAAAAGAGCAAACUAUACGACAGCUGCCUAAAAAUGAGUGUGGACGACUACUACAGCGUUGCCAACAAGAUGCUGUGCCUUUUGUACUCGAAGGAGAGGCAAAAUGCGUACUACGAGAGGUAUUUGAAAUAUCUGUGUUUGAAAAUUUUAAAAAAAAUUUAUUGUCUCUUUUCUAUAAAAGAGGCAGACAUGUACCUAACGCACCUGAAGCGGAACAGCACAGAGGAUAUAAUUUUUGAAGAUGAAAAACUGAAAAAUGUUAACCGCUUUAAGGAGGAGUUAAUUGGUUUAUUUAAGUUUUUGUCAAAUUAUGAAAUUAAGAAUUAUUUUGACAAAAAAAAUGGACAUAAAACAACCUCAGAAGAGUACAAAUUUUUCUUUUUAAAAAAUCUAACCUGUAACAAUCAUGUAUUGAAGAGUGAUAAUGUCUGCUUCCUGAUCAGCUGCUUACUUUUUCUCUUCAACCUAAGGUACGACAAGACAACUUUCUACAAAAUUGUGUACAUCAUUUUAGUAGAAAAAAGUGAAAACAAAAAUUAUAUUUUAAAAAAAGUAAUCUCCUCUGUGAAGAAAUUCAUCAAACUGGCAGAUACGUACAAUUGUGUGCAUAAGGAAAAUAAAAAAAGGAAAAUAAGACUACCAGCUCAUAUAACAAAUCAUUCUGUCCUGUUGUAUACAGUCCGAACGAGCAUUAUUCUGCUGCUCCUAAUGGACAGUAACAGUAUUAACAAACCAGCACUGGUUCAGGAAAAUUAUAUUACCUACCCAAACUUUCGAAGUUACUAUAUAAAAAAAAAAAACAUUAAAAACUACUACACACAGUUAAACUUGCUACUCUUUAGAAUUUUCUACAGUGAAAAAAUAUUGCCAUACUUCUUCAAAUUAUUUUUUAGUACAUUAUACGUUAUAUCCUUUAGAAAAUUGAACCAAAAUAAUUUUUACUUUUUCGAGAGAAUGUUAAAUCUGAAGGAUGACACGGAAGUUUGUAGUCCAACGGGUGGAGCGCCAAAACAAGGGGAGAAUGUGCACAACGGAAGCGAAGAUAAAUCAGCGCAUCUGCUGGAUGAUAAUAGCAUUCAACUAAGCGAAAAGUCGAAGGGGCAAUCGUCCAGCCAGACAAACGAAGAAAAUGAGCAAGUCGACAAAAAAGACAAGAAGAUGGGAAAAGAACACGUGGGAGGCGAAAAAAAUAGGGACAGCAAGAUAAAACCAGCGAAACGCACUGCAGGGGUGAAGAGAAAACACCUGAAGGAGGAGAAAAAUUCGGACGAACUUUCGGAUGAACGUUUGGAGGAAGGCUCGGAUGAUCAUUCAGUGGAAGACCCACAAGAGGGAAGCACCGCUUCCGAAGAAAUGAAUAAAAAUUACCGGGCAAUUUUGCGAAGCCGUAAUGGAAAAAUGACCACGUUGGAUAAUAAGCAGGACGAUAAAACAAAGAAUGUGGAUAAAAAGUACAUCAAAAUGGAAGACAGUUCGAGCAGCAACUCAACAUCCGACUCAGAUGUGUCGUUCAAAAUAGGAACAAAAAAGAAGAACACUCGAAAAAAUUUGGACACGAAUAAUAGUGUUCCCAGUGGGAAAAAAAGGAAAGUGCCCUCCAACAGCUCGGAAAAUACAACAACUGAGGAGAAGAAAAAGACACAGAAAGGAACUUCCCCACAGGAGAAAAUGCAAAAACAGUCAUUCAACAAGCGGGAAGAGGUUAAAGGGGACAUAAUGGACGAGACAGGUGCAUUGAACGUGGUGGAAGGACAGGGUGAGGGAGACACAGGCGGAAGUCCAGGAGUGGCUUCACCAACCGGUGUUGCAACGGGUGAUGAAAGUGACUCCACGGAAAACUUCCUAUUCAACGGAUCGCUGUCCUUAAAAAUUUUAAACCAUUUCAUAUUUAUCUGCAAAGGCUUCCAUGAGGAUUUGGAGAUAAAAAUAUACAACGGUGUAAUAGCAUGCUUAAAGGAAAACGAAAACGACAAGGAAAAAUUGAAAAAUAUUUUAACUCUUCAGUUCAGUGAAGAGGAAAAAAGUUCCACAAAAUAUAAGAAGAAAUUACAACUGCUGAAAAUUAUUCAAACAAAAAUUAUCUUCCUCACUUUUAUAAAAGAUAAUUUAAAAAAGAGGAAAUCGCUCAUAUCACGAAUGAGUGAAUUGAACUUGAAUAUUUUUAAAAACAAACCCAUGUUUAACAUUGAGUUAGAUUUCGUCUGA
Molecule: messenger RNA, 5991 nt
Organism: Plasmodium coatneyi
Lineage: Eukaryota; Apicomplexa; Aconoidasida; Haemosporida; Plasmodiidae
Exons: 1
Coding region: 1-5991 (1996 amino acids)
Source: RefSeq, a predicted model, not a curated record